This is a messenger RNA of Colossoma macropomum (tambaqui), 4150 nucleotides long. RefSeq names its product zinc finger protein 501-like. Gene Ontology annotation, biological process: negative regulation of transcription by RNA polymerase II; regulation of cytokine production; regulation of immune system process. Bases 194 to 2317 code for a protein of 707 amino acids. The transcript has 4 exons. NCBI's taxonomy places the organism in Eukaryota, Metazoa, Chordata, Actinopteri, Characiformes, Serrasalmidae. The record is from RefSeq and is a predicted model, not a curated record.
ACAGCCCACUUAGAGCGGAGAAGCAGAAGGUCUGGUCAGCAGUCCCGAGUCCAGCCUGUUAGAGGGAGAAGGUCAGGAGCUGCCCUGCUGAACAAAUGAAUACUGUCUUGCAAGUCUUCUUCUGUUAGUGUCCACUUUUUAUCCAGUUUAAGUUUACUUCCACAAACACUGAGGAGAUAAUUAAAGAUCAGGAAUGAUUAAAUAUGAGAAUAUGGAAUCUUGCAGAAUCUCCCAUCCACAACACACGAACGCAUCUUGCAUGCCAAUGCAGAAAAACACAGAGAAGGAGAAAACUCACGGCUGCUUAGAGUGCGGGAAGACUUUUACAACACAGAGUCAUCUCAAAGUACACCAGCGCGUUCACACGGGAGAGAAACCGUAUCAUUGCCCCGAGUGUGGGAAGAGGUUUAUCACGCAGAGUAACCUCCAUGAACACCAGCGCAUUCACACGGGAGAGAGGCCGUAUCGCUGCUCAGAGUGCGGGAAGAGUUUUAAUCAACAGAGUAAUCUCAAAGUACACCAGCGCAUUCACACGGGGGUGAAACCGUAUCACUGCUCCGAGUGCGGACAGAGUUUCAAUCAACAAAUUCAUCUUCAUACACACCAGCGCAUCCACACAGGAGAGAAGCCGUAUCACUGCUCAGAGUGUGGGAAGGGCUUCAAUCAGAAGAGUAAUCUCCAGCUGCACCAGCGCAUUCACACAGGAGAGAAGCCGUAUAACUGCUCAGACUGCGGAAAGACUUUCACUCAACAGAUUCUCCUCCAGCUACACCAGCGCAUCCACACAGGAGAGAAACCCUAUCCCUGCUCCGAGUGCGGGACGAGCUUUAAACAAAAAGUUCAUUUACUAACACACCAGCGCCUCCACACAGGAGAGAAGCCGUACCACUGCUCGCAGUGUGGAAAGAGCUUUAAUCGGCGGAGUACACUGACGCUACACCAGCGCCUUCACACCGGAGAGAAGCCGUAUCUCUGCACAGACUGUGGGAAGAGUUUUACUAUGCAGAGUAACCUCCUAACACACCGCCGCCUUCAGGGCAAAGAGAAAAAACACUGCUGCUCAGAGUGUGGGAAGAGUUUUUCAGGACAAAGUAAUCUUAGAAAACACGAGCGCAUUCACACAGGAGAGAAACCGUAUCACUGCUCUGAGUGUGGGAGGAGUUUUACUCACCCGAGUAAUCUCAAAGCCCACCAGCGCAUUCACACUGGAGAAAAACCGUAUCACUGCACAGAAUGUGGGAAAAGUUUCAAUCAACAGCGUAAUCUCCUUCUACACCAGCGCAUUCACACAGGAAAGAAGCCGUAUCAGUGCUCAGAGUGUGGGAAGAGUUUUACUCAUCACAGCAAUCUCAAAGUACACCAGCGCAUUCACACAGGAGAGAAACCGUAUAACUGCUCAGAGUGUGGGAAGAGUUUUAAUCAAAGGGUUAGUCUCCAGCUACACCAGAACAUUCACACAGGAGAGAAACUCUAUCACUGCACAGAAUGUGGGAAAAGUUUCAAUCAACAGCAUAAUCUCUUUCUACACCUGUGUAUUCACACAGGAAAGAAGCCGUACCACUGCUCAGAGUGCGGGAAGAGUUUUACUCAGCGGAGUCACCUCCAAACCCACCAGCGCAUUCACACAGGAGAGAGACCGUAUCAUUGUUCAACCUGUGCAAAGAGCUUUAGAGACAAAGAUACUCUCAGAAAACAUGAGCGCAUUCACACAGGAGAGAAGCCAUAUCACUGCUCAGAGUGUGGGAAGAGUUUUACUCAACAGACUAUUCUCCAAACGCACCAGCGCGUUCACACUGGAGAGAAACCCUAUUACUGCUCAGAGUGUGGAAAGAGUUUUAAUCGACUGUGUACUCUCAGGGAUCACCAGUAUAUUCACACAGGAGAGAAACUGUACUCCUGCUCAGAGUGCGGGAAGUGUUUCAGUGAAAAGAGUGGUUUGAUAGUACACCAGCGCAUCCAUACUGGAGAGAAGCCGUAUCACUGCCCAGAGUGUGGGAAGAGUUUUGCAGACAGAAGUCAUCUCACAAGACACCAGCGCAUUCACACCGGAGAGAAGCCGUAUGGUUGCUCAGAGUGUGGGAAAAGUUUUAGAGACAGCAGUCAUCUCCAGAAACACUGGCGCAUUCAUACCGGAGAGAAGCCGUAUCACUGCUCAGAGUGUGGCAAGAGUUUUAGAGACACAAGUCAUCUCCAGAAACACCGGCGUAUUCAUACUGGAGAGAAGCCGUAUCACUGCUCAGAGUGUGGAAGGAGCUUCAGACAUUUGAACACUUUAAAGAUACACAAGUGUAUUAAGAGAGAGGUGAAAAAUUCUUGACACCUGACACCUUUUAUUUUUGUAUGUUUAUUUCUUUGUCAUUUAUGAUCCAAGCAUGUAAUGUACUGUCCUCUUACAGUCUGAGCAGGAAUUUCUGUACCUCAUUCUUCUUUUCAAUGACCAAAAAAAGUUGUCUGUGAACGUCUGUCAAUCUCUUUGCUUCUUUGGUCUAAAACGUCUAGAGAUAAAGGGAAGGAUUCGUGAAACUCGGUGGUAAUUGUGCUGCACCAUGCGAAAUGUCCUAUUCAUAAAGUCACCUUAACAGUGAUCAGCACGCCAGUCUCUCUUUUUCCACUGUGGUACUUUUUGUGUUUUCUAGGCAGCAGCCAAUAAAAAUGGAACAAGUUAAUGACCCGAUUAAUUACGACCCGGUUAAUGACGAAAGCACUUGUUUGGGUGCCAAAAUCGCCAUGCUACAACUACUAUGACCCCGUUUACACCUGGUCACUCCAUGUGACUAGUAUUUGAAUCAUAUCCUGAUAAGAUUGUGUGGCCUUGCAUGUGGCUACUUGGGCCUUGUUCAGACUGCCAGCCCAAAUCCAGUUUUUGGCAUAUCUAAAUUGUAUCCAGAUUAAUUUUUGAUCAUCUGGACAGCAAAAAAACCACAUGAAAUCUGAUUUUUGCAAAUGGAAUACAAACCACAUUUGGAGGUGGUUUGAAAUGUAAAUCCAAUCAUUGUUACAGAUGCAUCUUGGUCUGGCCACUCUGGCCGCUGAAAAUUGGAUUAUCUUUUGUGUCACUCACGUGACAAACGUUAACAAUGUCAAAUCCAGAGUGACUGAGAUUCAAGGUUUGAGUGAUCAUAUUUGUAUCUGUUUUAAAUGCAUCUUGGCUGCAUUUACAUUUGCAUUUUUAUGUGGCCUCAUCCAGAUAUAAUCCUGAUAUUCAAAAUGCAUGAAGUGACCAGGUGUAAACAGGUUCUAACAGUUUGCCAAUAAUUCAGGACAAGUUUUGGCAGUCUUGUCAUUGUCACCCUGCUUAGAUUUGAAUUUCUGGUGACAUCAACCCACAAACACUGUAACAAAUUUCGCCUCUUCUUUUUACUCCAUGCGCAUUUCAAGCUGUUAGCCGAGAUGCUAACACAACAGCCAGAGCCUGCCCUCACAUCAGUUAUCUUGAGGGAUUGAAUUAUGCAUUAAGGAAUGCCUUUACUUUGGUGAUCCACAUUGACUGACCUGCCUGAAAUUUGGCUACAAGCUACUAAAAAUAUCUGCAGUGAAUUUCAUAUUUGUUUAGUAGUACAGAUUCUAAGCUUCUGUGCUUUUGUAGAGUACGUACCUGAAAUAACCUUUUAAUAAUGUCAGUAAUAUUUUAUGAUUUCAUAUUGCUGUAAUGUGUGAAGUAACCUUUUUUUCACCUGUGUUUCCUUUCUGGGAUUAUUCUUUAGGUGUGGUCAUAAUGGGUCCUGAAACCUUUUAGCUUAAAAAAAUAAUUCAACUCAAAAACAUUAAAUAUUAUAUGUGUACAAGGACCAAAAUAAAAAUGUAUUCUAGUCUCACAAAUGGCUUAUUCUUUAUUUAAAACAGCAGAUUUUGCCAAAAAGGGAAGAGUUUGCAUGCACGUUCAUCAGUGUUGUGCUCUGAGGUGGUGAAAUAUAGGAGAGGGGCACUUGGGGGCAAUCAAUUUAUUUGUUCAUUAUUUGUAUUUAUUUAUUUAGUUUUAUUGGGGCUACUGCCCCUAUGGCUACCCCCGGAUCCGUACCUGGGUGCAGUCUGGCUGGUAAAACAGAAUGUUUCUGUGACUUUGUUUAACUCUCUCACAACCUGUAAGUUAAUAUGACUUUCAUUUAAUAAUAAUAACAUUAUUCUAAAUAAAGAACACAUGCUUAGUUUA